UUUAGGUUUUCACAUUUUAUAUCCUGCCCGUCUUUCAAAUGUUGUAGCGAAUAACUGUAUUUUUCUUAACAGACGGGCCCAUCUUAUGGCCGCAAGUUCAUGACUGGAUAUCUGUCUUCAAUGGGAGUGCAUGCAGGAGAAUGUCGAGUUGGGAAAAUCCUCAGAGAGAUUCAUCAGCCAUACCACGAAUUCCGACGUCAGGGUGCUCGUAAUCUAAAUCCCAUCCCGUAUCAUGCGGAAUAUAUGGGCCAUAAAAUUCACAUGGACCAAAACGAGAAGCUUGUGAUGUUUGGAGUGACACACGUCGUGGCAGUUGAUGGCUACAGCGGCAAAAUUGUUGCCAAUGCCACCAUGCCAGUGAAAAACAACCUUGUGAUUUAUGAGGAAGUUUACAGAUCUGCAGUGGUUAACCAUGGGAUGUGGGACCAACUCAGGGUCGACCAUGGCAGGGAGUUUUACAUGUGCUUGUACAUGCAAGAGAUGCUGUCAAGACAUAGACACAACCCUAGCAGGCCACCAUACCUUCAAACAACAUCAACAAGGAAUCUUCGAGUGGAAAGGAUUUGGCCCGAGGUGAACAAUCGCGUUAACUACCCAUUGAAACAGGCCCUGGUACACCUGCUGGACCAAGAAGUCCUCAACAUGGAGGACAAUAUGACUAAAUUCUGCAUUUCAAACCUGACAUGUCAAUUAAGCCAAAUUGGACUAGGCAGAGUGGUGCAAUCGUGGAAUGCACACAGGAUCCCAGGACGUGGGAUACCCAAUGAACUUGCAGCAGGUGGCUGUCCAGCUAAAAUCUCUGAAGAGCUGCUGCCCAAUGCCUCUGUUGUGGCAAACAUGUAUGAGCAAGAGUUUGGAUCCUCGCUAACUUGGGUGUCAGUUUUUGGAACUGACCCAUUUUCAUCUGAGGAGGAUAGAUGUCAUGCAGAACAAGACUUUGCAGAAAACUACCCUGACAUCUCUCUUCUUUUUAAUCAUGUGGUAAAUAAUGACUAUACACCUUUCCAAGAUGCCUUGUUGUACCUCAUAAAUGUCACCCAAAGAUAUGUCUGAAAACAGUAACUGAAAUGCAGUGGUGUUGUUAAGUAGCUAGGAAAACAGACUGUGUAUUGCUACAGUGCUGAUUCAAAGUUAGUCAGCCCUUUAUGCAGUUAUAGUUUUUAUAUAAAAUCUUAAUUGGCCUCCACACUGUUGGAAUCAAUUAUGGAUCGGUCUCAGUGUGCUUUGUUCUUUACUUCAUCAAACUAAUCAGUCUGCAUAGAGCCUCAAUUGAUACCCUCUUAAUUGUUGCACGUUUUACCAUAUGUUGGAUGAGA
Molecule: messenger RNA, 1316 nt
Organism: Esox lucius (northern pike)
Lineage: Eukaryota; Metazoa; Chordata; Actinopteri; Esociformes; Esocidae
Exons: 5
Coding region: 100-1053 (317 amino acids)
Source: RefSeq, a predicted model, not a curated record